This is a messenger RNA of Daphnia pulicaria, 825 nucleotides long. RefSeq names its product extensin-like. NCBI's taxonomy places the organism in Eukaryota, Metazoa, Arthropoda, Branchiopoda, Diplostraca, Daphniidae. The transcript has 2 exons. The coding region runs from base 60 to 626 and encodes 188 amino acids. The record is from RefSeq and is a predicted model, not a curated record.
CCAUUCGAUAGUGGCGAUCCACAGCAUCAUUUGACUCCUACCGACCGUGCGCUGAAAAAAUGAAGCUCCUCGCAAUUUGCGUCCUGAUCGCCGUCUGCCUUGCCGUCGCCUCGGAGGCUAAGGUGACCAAAAGGCCCAAACCGACUUUAGCACCAAGGCCAACGGCAAAGCCCAAACCGUCAGUCAAGCCCAAACCAUCGGCUGCGCCCAAGCCAACGAAAAAGCCGGCACCAACUCGUAAACCGAGGGAUCUUUAUGAAGAUGAGCUUCGCCAAGAUUCAACUCGUCGCCCUCGUCCAUCCCGCCGCCCAAGGACUGAAAGGCCCCACCCAUCCCGCAGGCCCAGAACCGGCAGGCCCCACCAUCCUAGCCGCCGACCCCGCCCAGCAUCUCGCAGACCGAGAGAUCUCCAGGAUGUCCAGCAGGAACUUCGCCAAAAGACCCGUGCGCCAAAAACUCCCAAGCCUUCCAAAGCGCCCCGUACCCAAAAGCCUAAACUGACUAAAGCGCCUAAAACCCGCAAGCCUAAAGCGACUAAAGUCCCUAAGACCCUUAAGCCUAAACCGACUAAAGUCCCUAAGACCGUUAAGCCCAAACCGACAACUACCACUACUCCGGCGCCUUAACUUGUGACGGCGUGGUAAAUGAAUCGCCGAUAUUCCUUUAAUCACUCAAUUUCAGUCACAAAUGUAUUGUGUCUAAUUGAAGUGUUGAUAUUUCAGCGAAGAUUAUUGGAUCGGACGGUUUUUUAUGACAUUGGAUAAAAUAUAUUGGCAAUUUCUAAAAUGAUUUAGACGACGCUUAAUAAAAUUGGAUAGUACUGAA